UGUUUCAGAUUUGUGUGUGUAUAUUGUUAAUAAGUGGAAUUGGAUUAAGUCAUGAGGAAUCAUUAGAGCCUUCGACGCAGUCAUUUGGCUAUGCAUUAUCCCAGUCACAUAUAAUGCCUUUGUUGGCGUUGAAGGAACAGGCGGUUAAAACUCUGCGAAACUAUGUUCUGGUUUUAACAAAUCGUCUAUCGCAGAUCAAACUGUUCAUUAAUCAAUUGGAGGAGCUUUUAAAGUCCAAACGUUUUGUCAAUCCAUUCCUCACUUUCAAAGUACAUCGUAUGUUGUAUCUCGACUGUAAAAAAUGGCUUAAUGUUCUUAAGGAAAAACAAGGCUUAAAGGAAAUUGCCCAUUUACAAGGUCUGCGACACAAUAUGCCAACGAAAAUUGACUAUGAAGAGGCUAUUUUUGGCAUGAAUAGGCUGCAAUCAACCUACAAACUUGAUCCCGCUGAAAUGUCUGUUGGUUUCCUAAGAGGAAAACAAUAUAGAUGCAAAAAACUGAGCUAUUUGGAUUGCCUCACUAUAGGCUAUGGUGAUGAUUUGGAAAAGAAAUUCCAGAGUGCCGAACGUUGGUUUAAAUUGGCUUUGCAAAAAUACUACAGUGAGCCAAAAUCAAGAGCGCUUAAGAUAUUUGGAUGGUCCGAUGAUAUUAUUUUGAGACUGCUAAUGAAGGCGACUCAGAGCUCAGGUCGUUAUAAGGAUGCUUUGCAAUACGCCAAAAAAGGAUUAUCUUUAGGCUAUAGCCAAACUCAUUGGCAGGAUCAAGUUUCAAGGCUCAAAAACUUGAGUUCAAAACCAGAGGUUCUUAAGCCGGAAGAGCCAAAUCAAUUUCUUUUUAAGCCUGCUUGUCUAAUGGAAUAUCCAGCUAAGAGUAAUUUGCAUUGUCGUCUUCUCCGAUCAACGCCGUUUCUACAGUUGGCUCCCAUUAAAGCGGAGGAGCUAAGCCUCGAUCCAUCCAUCAACAUUUACCACAACCUCAUCGAUGAUAGGGAAAUCGCAUUGCUCAAGAACCUCUCAAAUCCCCAUUUAUCACGCAGCAAGUUCUACACCUACGAAGGAAAGGUAGUUGUAGAUUUCUCGAACCUCCGCACAUGCAAAACAAUGCGCUUAAAGGAUAAUGUCGAUCAUAAAUUGAUGAAGAACUUGAAUCAACGUAUUAUGGAUGCCACCGGAUUGAGUAUGGCAGAGUCCGAGGAGUUGCAGAUUAGUAAUUAUGGCAUUGGAGGACAUUUGUAUGAGCACGAGGACGCUUCAAGAUCCUCUGGUGGUUCAUUUUGGAAAUCGGGCCAUCGCAUUAUAACAGCAUUGUAUUACCUCAGCGAUGUGGAGCAGGGCGGUGAAACAGUAUUUCCUUUUGUAGGGAUACGAGUUCGUACUCAAAAAGGAUCGCUUUUGGUAUGGAACAAUCUGGUAUUGAAUGGAACCAGCGAUUGGCGGUCAGUUCAUAUAUCUUGCCCCAUUUUAAUGGGCGAUAAGUGGAUUGCAACCAAAUGGUUUAGGGAACACGCCCAAAUGUUUAUUCGUCCUUGCCCACUGAAGAUAAACGCACCACCCGAAUUUAAUCAAACUAAAAUUAAGAACAAGUUUUUUAAGGAGUGAGAAUAAAAAAUGUAUAAUAAUUAAAGACAAUUUGUAGUGACGUAAA
This is a messenger RNA of Drosophila ficusphila, 1644 nucleotides long. RefSeq names its product prolyl 4-hydroxylase subunit alpha-2-like. Gene Ontology annotation, molecular function: procollagen-proline 4-dioxygenase activity; L-ascorbic acid binding; protein binding. The transcript has 5 exons. Gene Ontology annotation, cellular component: endoplasmic reticulum. The record is from RefSeq and is a predicted model, not a curated record. Lineage: Eukaryota; Metazoa; Arthropoda; Insecta; Diptera; Drosophilidae. Gene Ontology annotation, biological process: peptidyl-proline hydroxylation to 4-hydroxy-L-proline. The coding region runs from base 114 to 1598 and encodes 494 amino acids.